Messenger RNA from Neolamprologus brichardi, 3390 nucleotides. NCBI's taxonomy places the organism in Eukaryota, Metazoa, Chordata, Actinopteri, Cichliformes, Cichlidae. The record is from RefSeq and is a predicted model, not a curated record.
GUACUGUUCUAGUUUAAAAAGUAAACCGCGGAGAGGACAGCGCAGCAAGGCCGACAGGCAGUGAUUGUUUCUCAUGUUUGCGGUAGUAAAUAGAGUGUGUGUGAAAUAAAAUAUACGACACAGAGAAUGGAUUCCAGUUUAGCUGGAAGGCCGGAGAGAGUGGGACCAGUGGAAGUGGGGGACAUAAAGAAGGACCUGCUGGCUGAGUUUUCUGCCAUGCCAACACAGGUAGGUCCACCACGGUCUGCCCUGACCUCGGACAGGGACUGUGUGACCAUCGAGGGGCCGGACACUGUGGUCCUCAAGCCUCCCAGGAGCUGCCAGUCAAACCGACAGAGCGACAAGUCCCUCCCACAAACGGCCCAGAGGUUCACCUUCACGCAGGUGUUCGGUCCGGAGGCGAGUCAGAGGAAGGUGUUCGAGGGCUCCGUUCGGGGUUUGGUCCGAGACGUCCUGCAGGGAGGAAACUGUCUGGUUUUCACGUACGGAGUCACCAACGCCGGGAAGACCUUCACCUUCCUCGGUCCGGACCACGACUCGGGUCUGCUGCCCAGGUCCCUGUCGGUCAUCUUCAACAGCAUCGACGGCCGCCUGUACGGCCGCUGCGACCUGAAGCCUCAGCGCUGCCGAGACUUCAGCAGACUGACUCCAGACCAGCAGGCGGCCGAGAGCAGCAGCAAGAGGAACCUGCUGAGGAUGCUAAAGGAGAGCGACAGAAGCGCGACAGCUGGAAGGUCGGCGUUCCUCGAAGGCUCGUCUCUGAGCAGUGACAGCAGUGUGAACAGCGUCUCAGAGGCCGACAGCUUCUGUUUGGACGUCGACUCAAACGUCCGUUUCUCCGUCUGGGUUUCCUUCUGUGAGAUUUACAACGAGAACAUCCACGACCUGCUCGAACAGGUGACACACACACACACACACACACACACAGACAGCCGGCGAGGCGCCGAGGCUCGCCGCCGAGGCUCGCCGCGCCGUCUAAUGACUGUGUUUGCGAUGUCCUCAGACCUGCGUUGGGUCCAGGUGAGCAGUUCAGAGGAGGCGUACAGAGUGAUGAAGAUCGGGAAGAGGAACCAGAGCUUCUCCUCCACCCGCCUGAACCAGCUGUCCAGCAGGAGCCACAGCAUCUUCUCCAUCAGGAUCCUGCGCGUGGACGACGUCGGCGUUCCCAGAGUCCUCGGCAUCAGCGAGCUCGCGCUGUGCGAUCUGGCCGGGUCGGAGAGGUGCUCACGCACGCACAACACCGGCGAGAGGCUGAAGGAGGCGGGGAACAUCAACAGCUCGCUGCUCACGCUUGGAAAGUGCAUCCACGCCAUGAGGCUCAACCAGAACGCCAAGUUUCAGCACCACAUCCCCUUCAGGGAGUCCAAGCUCACACACUUCCUGCAGUUCUUCUUCUGUGGUGCCGGGCGGGUCUCCAUGGUGGUCAACAUCAACCAGAACUCGUCGUGCUUCGACGAGACGCUCAACGUGCUCAAGUUCUCGGCGCUGGCUCAGAAGGUGGUGGUGCUGAACUCGAGGCCGACGGUCCCCGACGGUCCCGACUCCUCCCAGAGGUCGGCCAUGGAGCUGUCGCUGAUCAUCGACGAGGCGGACUGCCGCAGAAACGUGGCAGGGAGGGGCAGAAAGAGCUCGCUGGUCGCCUGGGAGACGAGCCUGGAGGACGUGCUGGAGGACGAAGAUGGCGAAGAGGGUGAGGAAGAUGGGGAGGAGGAGAGCAUGAUGGAGGGAACGGUCCUGGAGGCAGGAGGCGAGAAUGAGGAGGAGUGGGACGUGACGAUGGAGGAGGAAGAGAAGCAGGAGGGCAGGGAGGCGGCGCUGCGGCUCGUUCUCGAGGCUCAGGUCAGAGAAGAAGUCAGCGCCGAGUUCAUGGAGCUCUUUAAAAAGAUGGAGGAGGACUACAGGGAGGACGAGAAGCAGCGAGGAGCAAACAGGAGAGUGGUCCUGGAGGAGGAGAUCUGGAGGCUGCAGGAGGAAAAUGACAGAAAGAACGAGGCCAUCGUGGAGCUCAGAGGGAGGGAGGAGGAGCUGCAGCAAGAGAAGGCGAGGCUGGAGGAGGAGCUGAGGAGCCGGGUGGCGGAGGUGGAGGGGCUGAAAAAGGAGCAGGUGCUGCUGGAGGAGCAGCUGCUGGCGCUCAGAAACCUGGACGGGUGUCCAAACUGUGACACUGUGUUGGUGUCUCUGGAGGCGGAGCAGAGGGAGGCGUCCAGACUGCAGAAGGAGAACAAAGCUCUGGUGAACGGGAUCUUCCAGCUGCAGACGGAGGUGACCAGCCUGCAGGUGCAGCUCAAACAGCAGACUGACAGAUCCGACAGCCUAUCAGAGCAGUUCAAAGCCACAAAGACCCGCCUCCACGACCUGGAGCACCAGUCAGAGGAGAAGAACGACUCCAUCAGCAGUCUGACACAGGAACUGGAGCGCCUUCGACAGGAAGUGAAGGAGGAGGAGGGGCGGAGCAGCAGCAGCGUUUUCCACGCCGCCAUGGAGGAGCUGAAGAAGGAGAGCAAGGCGGCGCUCCAGCGCUCGGCUCAGAAGUCCCAACAGAUCGAAGAGCUGCAGACAGACAAGCGGCGGCUGGAGGCGGAGCUUACGCUCAGCGAGAACAGGUGCGCUGAGCUCAGAGAGGAGCUGGCCAAUCAGAGAGCAGAGGUCUCCCACCAGCUGGAGAGCCUGAGGGCGGAGCUCGAUUCAGAAGGCGACGCCCUACAAGCAGCGUUUCAGGACAGCGAGGAGAGGAGGAGGCAGCGGGAGAUGGAGGUGGGAGAGCUGCAGCGAGUCUUGGAUGAGAAGGAGAAACAUCUGGAAGAACGCCGCCAACAGGUGGAGACGCUCAGUCGAGCAUCACCUGGACAAGCUGACACGCCGUUCUUCUUCUUUCCUUUCGAUUUGGUGUACGGUGAGAACAAGAGGAACAAACCGAGGGCAAACGCCCGUUGCGUUCAGGAGAGAGGAUGCGCUCUGCAGAAGAUUGAAGAGGCGAUCCACACCUCACCGUGCGUCCUGGGCAGCAAAGAUAAAAACACAAGCUCGGGGGAGAAGGAGGCGGUAACCGUGGCAACCAAACCCCGGCGAGGCCGCAGGAAGCUUUACAAUAUGGACCCGUGGGCGCCGAUGGUGGACUCGCCACACACGACGCCCGGAGCGGCGGCGGAGGAUCGGGAGAGCGACCACAGCAUCAUGAAGAGGAAGCUACGCUCUCAAACCUGCAGGAAGUGACAUCAUGAUUUAUCUUUAAUGUGCGGCGUUCUUCGUUUGUUUCUUUCUUUCUUUUUAAUGUUUGGACCUUUAAAAAAACCACCAGUUCACCUUUGUGAGGCUUUAAAUUUAAGGUGGAAUUGUUUAAGGUGGAUCUCUGUGACUGCUGUGAUGUAAAUAAAGGUGAGCUGAAUCAUG